AUGAAUGAGAGUGGGUUAGGAGUUUAUGGAAUUUAUUAUAAAACUAAAAUGUAGACUACAAGAGAAAAUACUGUUCAUGAUUAGAUAUUUCUGUAAACUUCUUUUUAGAAUUAAAAAUCUAAUAGAAUCAAAAGUCAAAUAGCUAAUGAAUAAAAUUAUAAUGGAUUUAGAAUGAGUAAGACAACAUUUCAAUCCCACAGAUAAAGAUAUUAAUCGACUUAAUAGGAAGCAAGAUAAUAAAGUUCUAUAAACUACUAGUCUUAAAUGUAGUAUAAAGGAUGUAAUAAUUACAAGUGUCUUAAAAUAAUAUCUGAUUUAUAGGAAAUUUAAAAAGAGAAUUAGUAAACUAUUAGGACAUUAACAUAAGAAAUUGAGAGAUUGAAGAGAGAAUUGUAACAGAAUAAUAAAGUGAUAUAUAAUGAAGAAAAGUUAAAGGAAAGAUUAGUAUCAGCAACUAGCAGAGUUUAAGUUUAGAAAUCUUUAGGUUUAUUCGGAUAGAGCUUAGAUAGUAAUUAGGUUUUUAAUGUUUCCAAAACUGAUUCAAUCAUUAUGAAUAGAACUAUAUCAUAAAAAGUAGAAAACAUUAAUAUAUCAUAACUAUUAAAUAAUAACUAAAAUAUUGGAUAGGAAAUAACUAAGUUAUUAGAUAUAUAUAACAAUUCUUAAAUCUAAAAUUAUUCCUAUCAUUCUUAUAAGGACAAUCAAAACUAAGUACCAUAUAUAAAAUGCGAUAAAUGUAAUUUAAUCAAGAAUUUUCACAUUAUUUGUUUAGAAUGUAAACAUUAUUAUCAUUAUAAUUGUUUAAUCAAACAUAUCAGCUCUUAAUUAGUAAAACAAUAGGAUAGUUUCAAUUUAAUUGGAACUCUUUAAUGUCAUUGUAAUGCUAAAAUAAAAUUACACUUUAUUAAAAUGAUUUGCUAACCAGAGUUCUUUAUCAUUUAUUAAAUUAUUUCUAAUUUUUAGCUUUUCCAAUUAGCUAAGUCAUAUUAUUUAGCAAAUAAUUAAAACUAAAAUCAGAAUAUUUAUAAAUGUAUCAAAGAACAUUGUUAUUUCAUUAUCAUAAGUGAUGAAAAUAAGGUCUCAUAUUGUCCAUUAUGUUGUGAAUUCAAUUUAUUUGUAUAAAUUAAAUUUAUUUGA
This is a messenger RNA of Paramecium sonneborni, 1137 nucleotides long. Lineage: Eukaryota; Ciliophora; Oligohymenophorea; Peniculida; Parameciidae. The record is from the annotation of a GenBank genome assembly.